Molecule: messenger RNA, 950 nt
Organism: Alternaria rosae
Lineage: Eukaryota; Fungi; Ascomycota; Dothideomycetes; Pleosporales; Pleosporaceae
Exons: 1
Coding region: 346-867 (173 amino acids)
Source: RefSeq, a predicted model, not a curated record
AUCAUGUCCUAAUGGUCUGUUGUCAAGCUUCGCACGAGCUCAAUUAGCUGGAAGCUAGCCACAGCCGGCUGUGGCGGGGGGCUAUGUAGGUAGCAUCUCGUAUUCGGUUGCUCAGCCAUGUGAGGUGUGAGGUGGUUAGUUGGGGCAGUGAAGAAGAUCGUGGGGAUGGAUUGGGGGUAUUGAUGACUGCAUAGGAUGUAUAAAGGCGUGUGACGCUAUUGCUUGGUGAAGUCAUAGCUGACAUACUCAUUGCACCUACACCCAUAAGCCUAAAUCUCUCCAAGAAAACACACAAUACACAACUCCACGACCUCUAUACCACCUACAACAACAAUAAUCACAACCAUGGCAGACACAACCGCCAAAACAAACGACUUCUACGCCCCAGCAUCCUCCUCCAUCGACACCCCACCAACCUACCCUUCAACAUCAGACUCCCCACCAGACUACACAGCCGUCGCCCGCGCCCUAACCACCCUCUCCGAAGGCGACCCCGACGAAACGAUCCCUGUCCCCAUGAUCACCCGGACCGUCGCCUUUUCCCUUCACAACUACAACCCUUUCUCUCGCAAACAAGGCGAAGUACGGCAAUCCAUCAUCAUCCGCCAAAUGAAGCGAUCCUACUACAACGCGCACUACGCCAAAGACGCAGAAGGGAACUUUGUAGGUACAGGGAACCCGGCGCCGGAUCUGGGAUUGGUUUUCGUGCCGGGGAAGAGCAGUAGUGAGGAUAUGCUGAAGCAGGCAAAUGAGGUUGCGCUUGAGGUGCAAAGACGGAGGGGGAAGGGGAUUGGGAAAUAUGGGAUGCCGCAGGAUGAUUGGAGUAGUGCUAUGAUGGGGGCUACGCCUGCGGCGCCCAUUGGGUGAUACCAAAGAAAUAGAUGGUUCCGAUUGUGGCGUUUAGUUAGAGUUCGCAAUUGGGAACUUGAUGAUCAUGCUUUUCGUCUACC